Alnus glutinosa is the source of this 1230-nucleotide messenger RNA. RefSeq lists its product as uncharacterized. The transcript has a single exon. The coding region runs from base 56 to 637 and encodes 193 amino acids. Lineage: Eukaryota; Viridiplantae; Streptophyta; Magnoliopsida; Fagales; Betulaceae. The record is from RefSeq and is a predicted model, not a curated record.
GAAAUGCAAGCAAAUAAACAAGGAUAAAAAAAAAAAAGAGUUGAAGAGUGAAAAAAUGGCGAAGAACUCUGGGGUCUCAUCAGCAUCAUCGUCGUCCAUGGAAUUACUCUUGAUCGAAGACAUUGAUUUCGUCCAAGUCGAAGAACAGGGCCUUUCCCACUGGGAAUUGGUCAACGCCUCUGACGCUGACUCAGAAAAAGAACAAGAACAAGAACAAGAAGAGGAGGAAAUAGAAGAUAGCAUCGGAAAUGAAAUUGGUUCAUUGGGCUCCGAGAUCUCGUUGCCUGGUUAUCUAAACGAUGCCCAAAUCGAAACCCCUCGUGUAGAUAUUCACGAUUACGGUGGGGAUGUGAAAUACGAUGGCGGGUAUUACGGUUAUGGUUAUGGUGAUGGUGGGCAUGGGGAGGAACAGCAUGAGGAAGAGGAUGAGGAUGACGAUAAUGGGGAUGAUGGGUCUGGCUUGGACGACGAGCUUGUGCCGUGGGAUGUGAGCGACAAGGUCGGGAGGCAGAGGAUGAGGAAGUUGGGGAAGAGGGUGUUCUCCAAGAUGAACAACUCGAAGAGGUCGCCGUACCUGUUUUUGAGGCCUGGUUGCGUGCGUGGCAAGCAUGGUCUGGGCUUGAAGUACAAAUGCUAGUGAGGUAUUUGGGGAAAAUGGUGUUGGGUAACUAUUAGAUUCUGGUUUAGGUGUAAUUAGCGUAUUUGGGUUAAUUAGUUUGUUGCUUUUAGGGUAUGGUGCUUGCUUCGGCUUAGUAUAUGUGGUUGUUCUGUAAUUGACUUGUUAUCUUUCAUUUUCUAUAAAGAUCCUUACUUUUAGUGAACAACUUGAUUGUUUGGUAACAUUUGAGAGAUUUGGAGGAAAAUGGAAGAUUGGAAGGUUUGGAAGGCUGAAGUGAAAUCCCGUGUUUGGUAAUUUUUGUUAUUGGUGUUUGGUACACUUUGCUCCAGUGUUGUUUGCUUUCUUGUCAAUUGUUGAUACCUGAAGCAAUGAAAAAUUUGAUUUGUAUUUGAUUUAGAUGCUUAUUCCUAUAGCUGAGUAUUUGAUCAGAUCAUAUGUAUUCAUCUACGCCUGAAGAAACGGGAACUCAGUUUUGGAUUUUAAAAAUAGAGAGAUUUUAGAGUAUAUUAGGAGAUUUGAUUUAAGAGAUUUAUUUGUAAUUAUUGUUCUCUCUUACAAAUCAGAUUUGAUGUAUUGUGAAUUCAUCACGAAAUAAAAGCAGCCUUGCUUUA